GUAUGCAUAUCUGGGGGAAAACUCCACUUGACCUGUGAUUAUUUCUGCUACACUGACUGAUUCGCAGGAACAGGAGCUCUUGAAGGUCUUACGCCAGCACAUACAGGCUUUAGGUUGGACUAUUGCCGACAUCAAGGGCAUUAGUCCAGCAUUUUGUAUGCAUAAGAUCCUUCUAGAGGAGGACUCAAAGCCCUCAAUUCAGGCACAACGGAGACUAAACCCGCACAUGAAAGAAGUAGUGCAUAAGGAGGUAAUGAAGCUAUUGGAUGCAGGUAUUAUUUACCCUAUCUCUGAUAGUACUUGGGUUAGUCCCGUGCAUGUGGUCCCUAAAAAGGGAGGAAUGACAGUAGUGAGAAACGAUAAGGAUGAGGAUGAGAUGAUAUCUACCCGAACUGUUACGGGCUGGAGAGUGUGUAUAGAUUAUAGGAAGUUGAAUGAGGCACCCUAAAGGAUCACUUCCCUCACUACUGCUUCCUAGAUGGUUACUCCGGUUAUUUUCAGAUCCCAGUAGCACCGGAGGAUCAAGAGAAAACUGUUUUUACAUGUCCUUUUGGUGUUUUUGCAUAUCGUAGAAUGCCUUUUGGAUUAUUCAAUGCACCAGCAACCUUUCAGUGGUGCAUGACUGCCAUAUUCUCUGACAUGUUAGAAUCGAGUCUUGAAGUUUUCAUGGAUGACUUCUCGACUUUUGGUACUAGCUUUGAACAUUGCUUGGCUAACUUGUCUAGAGUUUUGCAGAGAUGUGAAGAGACUAAUCUAGUCUUGAACUGGGAAAAAUGUCACUUCAUGGUGACAGAAGGUAUGGUGCUUGGUCAUCAAAUUUCGGCGAGGGGGAUAGAAGUUGAUAAAGCUAAGAUUGAAAUCAUUGAAAAACUUCCCCCUCCCAGCACAAUCAAAGGAAUUAGAAGUUUUUUUAGGUCAUGCCGGUUUUUGUCGGAGAUUUAUUAAAGACUUCUCAAAGAUUACCAAGCCUUUAUGUGAUUUGUUGGCCAAAGAUACUAUGUUUAACUUCUCUGAUGAGUGUUUGCAGGCCUUCAAUCGACUUAAGAAGGAGUUAACCUUUGCCCCCAUUAUCACUGCACCCAACUGGACUUUACCAUUUGAAAUUAUGUGCGAUGCUAGCGACUAUGCAGUCGGGGCAGUUUUGGGGCAGAGGAAGGCAAGGUAAGUUGCACGCGGUGUACUAUGCAAGUAAGCUUCUUAAUGAUGCACAAUUGAACUAUUCCACUACUGAAAAGAACUGCUUGUUGUGGUGUUUGCUUUUGAUAAAUUUCGAUCUUAUUUGAUGGGAUCGAAAACAGUUGUGUACACUGACCAUGCAGCUAUAAGGCAUCUUCUUUCAAAGAAGGAGGCCAAGCCGAGAUUGCUUCGUUGGGUUCUUCUUUUGCAGGAAUUCGACGUUGAAAUUCGGGACAAGAAAGGUUCGGCUAAUCUGGUAGCCGAUCACCUUUCUAGACUUGAGCUUGAGGCCAUUCCUAAGGACAAGGUUGAGAUCAAUGAGUCUUUUCCAGACGAGCAGCUUUAUGCUCUCCUUGUCCAACAAGCUCCCUGGUAUGCAGAUCUUGCGAACUAUCUCGCCACAGGUAAGCUCCCUGAUUUGUCUUAUCAACAACGCAAGAAGUUGAUUACUAUUGCCAAGAAUUAUAUAUGGGAAGACCCCUUCCUGUAUAAGCAUUGCGCUGAUACCAUGGUAAGACGAUGUAUCCCUGAAUGUGAGGUAAAGUCAGUGCUAAAUUUCUGUCAUAGUAUGGCCGCAGGAGGCCACUUUGGACCUCAUAGGACAGCAGCAAAGGUGUUACAAUCUGGAUUUUAUUGGCCUUCUCUAUUUCGAGAUGCCCGUGAUUUUGUUGCUCAAUGUGAUAGGUGCCAAAGAACAGGGAACAUAUCUGCAAGGAUGGAGAUGCCGCAGACCUCGAUUUUGGAGGUAGAGAUGUUUGAUGUAUGGGGAGUGGAUUUCAUGGGGCCAUUCCCACCGUCUUUCAACAACAAAUAUAUCUUAGUCGCAGUCGACUAUGUAUCCAAGUGGGUGGAGGCAGUGGCGUUGCCCACCAAUGACUCAAAGACGGUGGUGAAUUUCAUGAGGAAGAACGUGUUCACCAGAUUCGGAGUCCCUCGAGUUCUCAUCAGUGACGAGGGGACACACUUCAUGGGAAAGGAGUUGAACACGUUGCUGGCCAGAUAUGGGGUUAAGCAUCGAGUUGCUACACCCUAUCAUCCACAAACCAGUGGGCAAGUGGAAGUUUCCAACAGAGAACUGAAACACAUUCUGGAUACGACGGUGAAUUCAACAAGGAAAGAUUGGGCAAGGAAGUUAGAUGAUGCACUCUGGGCUUACCGGACUGCGUUCAAGACUCCUUUAGGCAUGUCUCCGUACAGAUUGGUGUUUGGAAAAGCUUGUCACUUGCCCGUCGAGCUCGAGCAUAAGGCGUAUUGGGCUAUCAAGAAGCUGAACUUUGAUCUAAAAACUGCUGGAGAGAAGCGCCUGUUGCAACUGAAUGAGCUCGACGAGAUUAGGCUUAAUGCCUAUGAAAAUGCCCGGAUUUAUAAGGAGAAAACCAAGAAGUGACACGAUCACCACAUACUGAGAAGAGAGUUCAAGGUGGGAGAGAAGGUAUUACUUUUCAACUCACGCCUUAAACUCUUCCCUGGAAAAUUAAAGUCAAGGUGGUCCGGAUCAUUUACGGUGACCAAGGUGUACCCACAUGGUGCAAUCGAGAUUCUUGGUGAUCAAGGGGCGUUUAAGGUGAAUGGUCAGAGGAUCAAGCACUAUAUUGAAGGGGUUUCCGUCCUGGAAAUCUCAACAUAUCAUCUGGAAUGAGCUAUUUUACGUCAAGCUAGCGACGCAAAACAAGCGCUUCUUGGGAGGCAACCCAAGGUGAGUUUUUCUUUCAAUUUUUUUUCAUUUUUUAGUUUUAGGGUGUGUCGAGAGGCUCUCCGCCAAAAUUCAGCUCCAAAAGCCUUGAGGAAUGUAUUAUUUGUUGUUUUGUAGGUACACGGGCAGGCUGUUUUUUGCACAGGGAGGCUGCAAAAUGAGCACAGGCAAACCGCAAAUGUGGGGGGAUGACUAAUCUGAAAGUUUUGGGGGGGAAGGACUGAUCUGACAUUUUUGAAAAGGAAGGGGGGUCUGAAAGGGAGAAAGUCCGUUUCUCAAAAAAAAAAUAAAAUAGUAGCAGCGCAGCGUUUCGGAUUCGAAAAAAAAAAUUGAAACCGAGUCGGGGUCGGGCUCCUUCCCCCUUCCCCGACUUCCCCUUCUUCCCCCCCCCCUUCUUUGCCGAGCAGCAACAGAGCGCCGCCAGACAGCCCAGCCAACCGCCGCGCCGUCGAGGAGCAGCUCGUCGCCUCCAUCCCCAGGCCUCCGCGCCGCCGAACUCCGCCUCGUCGAGGCUGCGUCGUCGGGUCGCGCGACCAGACCCCGCGACCACAGCCCCUCGCCGCCGCAUCUUUUGUCCACCGCGCCGGCUCCCUCUCGCCGUAGUGCCGCCCCACCUGCUCGGAGCUCCCGCCUCGCGGCGCCGCAACCCCCAACAAAAGAGCGCCUGUUCGAGCAGCAGCAGAAGCGUCCAGCCCCACCACAGCGCUCGACCAGCAUCGGCGGGCCCUAUCUCCGGCGGUCGUCGCCGGAUUCCAUCGUCGCCGCCCACCCAGCGCCCCAACCCAAUCCCUCCACCGCCUCCUAUCACCCCCUUCCCCCAGGUCUGAUUUGAAAAACCUAGAAGUUGAAGAAUCAAGAACAGAAGAAAAU
This is a messenger RNA of Linum trigynum, 3739 nucleotides long. NCBI's taxonomy places the organism in Eukaryota, Viridiplantae, Streptophyta, Magnoliopsida, Malpighiales, Linaceae. The record is from the annotation of a GenBank genome assembly.